UUUCCUUUUAAACAUAUGCACUAAGUAAGAAAGAUAAGAAACGUGACACGCGUUAUCAUUUUUAUUCAUUCAUUUUCCAUUCACCAUGGCGCCCACUCUGUAUAUGAUGCCUCCAAGUCCCCCAGUACGAGCUGUUCUCAUGACUGCAAAAUCAAUCGGUCUUGACCUAGAGCUCAAACAAUUAAACCUUCGUAGAGGUGACCACAAAACACCUGAAUAUCUUAAGCUAAACCCCCAACACACCGUCCCCACUUUGGUCGAUGAUGAUGGUUUUGUCCUAUGGGACAGCCAUGCAAUUAUGGUUUAUCUCCUCUCAAAAUACGCCAAAGACGAUUCUCUGUACCCACAAGACUUGAGAAAGAGGGCGGUUAUUGAUCAAAGGAUGCACUUUGAUAGUGGUGUUGCUUUUGCCGUGUUCUUAAGAAUUUUGUAUCCACUAAUCUAUGGUGAGAAGAAAACAAUCACUUCUGAAGAUACGAAAGCAGCUGAGGAAGUUUAUUCCUUCUUGGAAGCUUUUCUUGAAGGAAGGCAAUGGUUAACUGGCGAUUUUGUCACAAUUGCUGAUUACAGUUUGAUUGCCACGACUAGUUCUCUUAAUGUUUUGGUGAAAAUUGAUCCUGUUAAGUACCCAAAGCUAACCGCUUGGGUGAAAAAUGUUGAAAAACUGCCGGCCUAUGAGGCGAAUAAGCCAGGACUUGAAAAAUUCAUUGGCUACGUUAAGUCAAUAUUAAUGUGCAAAAUACCAAUUGGAAUGGAAAAUAAGGCAUACAUUUUUACAAGAAACAAAAGAAUCUUCAUUCAUUUUUCAUUUGCAAUGGCGCCCGUACUUUAUGUCACACAUCUGACGCCGCCAGUCCGAGCUGUUCUAAUGACCGCCAAAACAAUAGAUCUAGAUCUCGAACUCAAAAAAUUAAAUGUGGAAAAACGUGAACACAAAAACUCCGAAUUUCUCAAGUUAAAUCCUCAACACACCGUCCCCACUUUAGUCGACAAUGAUUUUGUCCUAUGGGACAGUCACGCAAUUAUGGCUUAUCUCGUCUCCAAAUACGCCAAAGACGACUCUCUUUACCCGAACGACUUGAAACAGAGAGCCAUCGUGAACCAAAGAAUGCAUUUUGAAAAUGGGGUCGCAUUUCCCGAGUUGUUAAAAAUUUUGUAUCCAAUAAUCCAUGACGGGAAAAAAACAAUCACACAAGAAGACGAAAUCGCAGCUGAUGAAGUUUAUUCCUUCCUGGAGGCUUUUCUCGACGGAAAACAGUGGAUAACGGGCGAUUCUGUCACGAUUGCUGACUAUAGUUUAAUAACUACAAUCACAGCCUUGAAUGUUUUGGUAAAAAUUGACCAUGUUGUGUUCCCAAACCUGAACACUUGGAUGAAAAAACUCGAACAACUGCCGGUUUAUGAGGCAAAUAGGAAAGGACUGGACAGUUACACCACUCACGUUAAAUUGUUGUUACGCUGAGCGUUUUGUAUUUUUUGUAUUUCUUUAAUUUUCGUUUAAUUUACUUAUUAAUUGUUA
Messenger RNA from Tribolium castaneum (red flour beetle), 1519 nucleotides. RefSeq lists its product as uncharacterized. Gene Ontology annotation, molecular function: glutathione transferase activity. Bases 86 to 1462 code for a protein of 458 amino acids. The record is from RefSeq and is a predicted model, not a curated record. The transcript is spliced from 6 exons. Gene Ontology annotation, biological process: glutathione metabolic process. NCBI's taxonomy places the organism in Eukaryota, Metazoa, Arthropoda, Insecta, Coleoptera, Tenebrionidae.